AUGCCAAUAGACAAAACACCGUUGUUUCGUGCUCAAGUGAAAAUGAUACGAACACAGGAAACAGUGCGAUUAAAACGAGCUCAGAUGCAAAAGCAGGAGCAGCAGCACCAGCAACAACAACAAACAAAAAAUUCUCAUAGCAGCUUCGACGAAAAAUUGGAGAAAACAUCAUCGCGCAAUCUCUCGAAUCUCAGUUUUAUAUCAUGUACAGUUGAAGCUCAAAGAAUUCGUCGGGAAUUAAUCGCUCUUCGAAGUAUAGUUAUCAGUGGAAGAAAGAAUUAUGUUUCCGAUAUUGGUCAUUCUAGACGGCUAAUAGCGUCGUACACAGACAGUAUGAAUGAUUUUGAACGAGACGAACUGGAUGCAAAAAUUAAGGAAAUGAUGCAAGAUUGCAUACAAUCGAUACAAACUUUACAACUCAAAAUCAGCAGCAGUAAUUUACGAGCUUUUGAUGAAGGCCCACAUUUGUUCCAGGUUUUGCGAUUGCUUGGCAAGCAUCUCAAUGGAACCGCAAAAAUUGUUGCUGAAAUGCGAGCUUUGCGAACAAAGAAGAUAAGCAAUACUAUGCGAACAUGCAGGUUGGCUACACUAGCACAGUUAUACAAUAUGAAAAAAAAAAGGGAUGAACUACUGAUGGUUAAUGGAAAUUCAAUUGAAACUAAAUCACUGAAGUCGGAUAUCUCGUCAAUUUCAGAUUCUGUACUAAAUGAUGCCAUAAUUUUUGGCAACGAUGGUUUGAGGAAGAGGGUUCCUCAGAAUAUGAAGAAAGGCGAAAUCAGGAAGUUAGAGCAGGAUGGAUGGUCCGAUACGCAAAUGACUGGUUUUGAAGAAGUUGAACAAGCAGAUGAUAUGGACGCACUUAAUAAUUUAGAUGACGAUGAGCGUGCCCAGCUUAUGAUUGAAAAUGAACGGUUAUAUUCUCAAUCUCUUCAAGUCGAUAGCGACAUUCAAAGGGUGGAAAAACAGAUGGCGGAAUUACAUCAGUUACAAACGACAUUUGCCGAGAAGGUUUCGGAACAAGAAAGGGAUAUAAAUGUUGUGAACGAAACAACAUUGCUAACGGUUGAAAAUAUUCGAAUUGGAAACGAACAGAUUCGUCAAGCAAUCCAAAACAUGGCAUCUAGACGUGUGAUUCUUUUGUUUUGUAUUAUUGUCCUCACUUUCACGUUACUUUUCUUAGAUUGGUAUAAUCCCUAA
Brugia malayi is the source of this 1197-nucleotide messenger RNA. RefSeq lists its product as uncharacterized. The record is from RefSeq and is a predicted model, not a curated record. The coding region runs from base 1 to 1197 and encodes 398 amino acids. Gene Ontology annotation, biological process: retrograde vesicle-mediated transport, Golgi to endoplasmic reticulum. The transcript is spliced from 7 exons. Lineage: Eukaryota; Metazoa; Nematoda; Chromadorea; Rhabditida; Onchocercidae. Gene Ontology annotation, cellular component: SNARE complex; endoplasmic reticulum.